Laccaria bicolor S238N-H82 is the source of this 306-nucleotide messenger RNA. RefSeq lists its product as uncharacterized. The record is from RefSeq and is a predicted model, not a curated record. The transcript is spliced from 2 exons. The coding region runs from base 1 to 306 and encodes 101 amino acids. NCBI's taxonomy places the organism in Eukaryota, Fungi, Basidiomycota, Agaricomycetes, Agaricales, Hydnangiaceae.
AUGCCUUCCAGCUUCACGGUAAAAAACAACGGUAAAAACGACGUCUUCGUCUUCCUGGAAAAACCCUCACUUGCGGUGACGGUACCCCCUGGCCAAACUUCCCUGCCAUUCAGUUCCCCCGGGACGUACAUCAUCCGGUCGGAACUUGAGAAUUUGCCACUCCCCCCACCUGAGAUUGUUGUCGCAUUCGCUCCAGGAGAGACAUUCGAAACCAAGUCAAUCAACCGACCUAAUUUGAACGUCGACAUUACUGCAAAGUUCGAUUUCGGGGGAGGUGAUCUUAUUUCGUCGUUGAUCUCAGUCUAA